Chondrus crispus (carragheen) is the source of this 1974-nucleotide messenger RNA. RefSeq lists its product as hypothetical. The record is from RefSeq and is a predicted model, not a curated record. Gene Ontology annotation, biological process: translation. Bases 1 to 1974 code for a protein of 657 amino acids. Gene Ontology annotation, cellular component: ribosome; mitochondrial large ribosomal subunit. Gene Ontology annotation, molecular function: structural constituent of ribosome; hydrolase activity; large ribosomal subunit rRNA binding. Lineage: Eukaryota; Rhodophyta; Florideophyceae; Gigartinales; Gigartinaceae. The transcript is spliced from 3 exons.
AUGAAGACCUUCACUGUCACAUGCACAGUCUGGUUAAGAGAUAGACACCGCCUCACCGAUGGAGCGAAGGAGUCACAUGAGUCAGUCGCAGUACAGUACCUGAAUGGUAGUAAAAAUUUCCAGCGAGGCAACGAGUAUCCAUCGCUCCACCUCCUUCCUACACACGCUCAUCAUCAAUCUCGCCUUCUUCAACCACAAUCUCCAACCACAAUCUCCUUUCCUUCAAAGGGCCAAAUGUUCUCCGCUUCCUCCACAUCACCGACGUUUCAUCCUUCCCCCGUAGCCUUCCGAACGCCUCGACCGCACCGAAGCUGCCAACCCCGCCGACCCCGCCGACCCCGCCGACCCCGCCGACCCCGCCGACCUUCACUACACAUUCGCCCUCGCUUCCUCAUGUCUAUGCCCACCAGUCCUCCCAGGCCCGCCAUCUUGCUCACCAAUGAUGACGGCCUGGCUCCCGACCGCGCCCUCGUCCUCCCGCUUGCUCAACGACUCGUCCAAGCGGGGCACACCGUCGUCGUGGUCGCCCCCUCCGAGGACAACUCUGCCUGCGGCCAGCGCAUCACGCUAAAACAACCCAUGACUCUCCGCCGCCACCCCGCUGAAGAACGCAAAUACGGCCUCGUUGACCCUCCGAACGCUCGUCAAAACGGCAUCCCCGCCGGCAAUCUCGCCGUCUUCUCGCUCGACUCCGGCACCCCUGCCGACUGUAUAAUCGCCGCCGCUGAGCCGCACAUUGGCCUCCUCGCCAAGCUGCACGUCGCGCCCGUCCUGACGGUGUCCGGGCUCAACUUGGGGCAGAACAUGGGCAACGACGUGCUGUACUCGGGCACGUUUGCCGCGGCGAGGCAGGCGGCCAUGUACGGCGUGCCGGCUGUGGCGGCGUCGCUUGACAUGUUUCAUGCGGACAUGAGUAAAGCCGAAGACGUAGCCAGCGUGAACAAGGCGCUUGACGCGGCGACAGAAGUGACGCUGGCGGCGCUGAGAGCGGUGCCGUUUCCGCUGCCCAACCGGCCCGAGCGCGUGAUGCCCAAGGGUGGGACAGAAGUACCGGAGACAGGGUUGCGAGAGGCGUUUGGGAAGGGAGAUGUGGUACUGAAUGUUAAUGUGCCGAAGGGAUGGCAGGGGGCGUACGAGACGACGUGCUUGGAUGCGGUGCAGUAUCGGAACGCUAUGGGGGUGGAUUUUGUUCCCGGGGAGGGGGAGGAGGUGCAAGUGUGUAUUGCAGAGGCAGAGGCGGUGAGGAUGUGGGCGAAGGGGACCGAUUCGGUGGCUGUUUUGGAGAAAGGGAGGGCGAGCGUAACAGCGGUGUCGACAUGGCCGCAGCCACACCCACUAGCGGUGAAGCCGCAUGUGCUCGUAGAGGGAGUAGGGGACGGGCUUCCUGGGUGGCUUGAGGUUCAGAGCCGGGUGGCAGGGAAGACGUCCAACCGCCCCCCAUCGGCUUCCUUCGUCACCACUAUGGCCGCCCGCGUCGUCAAACAAGUCAUCAAGAUGACCCUCCCUGCCGGCCAGGCCGCCCCCUCCCCUCCCGUGGGCCCCCGUCUCGGUCAGAUGGGGGUCAACAUCAUGCAAUUCUGCAAAGACUUCAACGCCGCCACAGCCGUCUACGUCGACGGCACCCCCCUCACCACAAAGGUCAUCGCCUACACCGACCGCUCUUCAGCCUUCAAGAUCCGCUCGCCGCCCGUCUCUUUUCUACUCAAGAGUGCUGCCGGCGUGAAGAAAGGCGCCACCUCCCCGGGGCAUGACGUUGCGGGAAGCGUCUCUUUGAAGCAUGUUUAUGAGAUCGCAAAGAUUAAGCAGAAGGAUCGUCAUCUGAGCCAUCUUUCACUUGAGAUGCUCUGCAAGUCAAUCAUCUCCACGGCAAAGACCUGCGGAAUAGAGGUCCAAGGGCCGCCUCCUGACCUCAUCAUCCAACGUAUCACAUCGCCAGACGAUGACCAACCUCAACCAGCUGUUGCUAAUCAAUGA